This is a messenger RNA of Drosophila obscura, 926 nucleotides long. RefSeq names its product mediator of RNA polymerase II transcription subunit 31 (gene MED31). Lineage: Eukaryota; Metazoa; Arthropoda; Insecta; Diptera; Drosophilidae. The transcript is spliced from 4 exons. Bases 223 to 876 code for a protein of 217 amino acids. The record is from RefSeq and is a predicted model, not a curated record. Gene Ontology annotation, biological process: regulation of transcription by RNA polymerase II. Gene Ontology annotation, cellular component: core mediator complex; mediator complex. Gene Ontology annotation, molecular function: transcription coregulator activity.
AAUAAGGUAUAUUUUGGUACAUUUCUGAGGGUCAGACGGGUUAUUUGAUAAGGCAGCGGUCACACUGCAAUCCACCCAACAAAUGAACUCUUACGCACAAGAACAUACAGCCACAGCCACAUCCAUAUAGUAGCACACAGAAACAGUACAAAACUGAGACUGAAACUGAAUAAACGCAAAAACACCGACAACGAGACGACGACCCUUUCCACAACCACCAAAAUGGCAAAAAUGUACGGAAAGGGUAAGACUGCCAUAGAGUCCGAAGAACAGCAGAAACGACGAUGGCAAAUAGAACUCGAGUUUGUGCAGUGCCUCUCCAAUCCAAAUUAUCUCAACUUCCUGGCCCAACGUGGCUACUUCAAGGACCAAUCGUUCAUCAACUAUCUAAAGUACUUGCAGUACUGGAAGGAGCCGGACUAUGCCAAAUACCUCAUGUACCCGAUGUGCCUAUACUUCCUGGAUCUCCUGCAAUACGAACACUUUCGCCGGGAGAUUGUCAACUCGCAAUGUUGCAAGUUCAUCGAUGAUCAGGCCAUACUCCAGUGGCAGCACUACACCAGGAAGCGUAUCAAACUCAUGGAGAAUGCCACGGCAGCGCAACAGCAGCAGCAGCAGCAGCAACAACAACAACAGCAGCAGCAACAACUACAACAAAGCAAUGGUGGCGAAGCGGCCACAGCUGGCGAGGCAGCAGCCACGGGCGGUAUGAUGGCCACUGCGAAUGGCAAUGGCACGGCAUCCGUUGCAGAGGCACAGCCAUCGGGCGCCUCGGUGCCUGGCCCGGCGCAGGCAGUGAUUCCACAACAGCAGCAGCAGCAGCAACAAAUCAAUGGCUUGGCCACAGCGUCGAACAUCAAAUUAGAAUUAAAUUAACGAUGGCAAUUGAAAGUUAACAAAAUAAAUUAGUCAUAAGUCUUCUAAAA